Molecule: messenger RNA, 204 nt
Organism: Lindgomyces ingoldianus
Lineage: Eukaryota; Fungi; Ascomycota; Dothideomycetes; Pleosporales; Lindgomycetaceae
Exons: 2
Coding region: 1-204 (67 amino acids)
Source: RefSeq, a predicted model, not a curated record
AUGUAUUGGCAGCGACGGCAGCCAGAUGCUUCUGCGCAACAUGACCUCGACGUAGAAGAUCUUAUCCUGAUGCACGAAACCGAUCUCAACUUCUCUUUCGCGAACUCCGAGACAACCCAUACUUGCACAAAGUCUGGUAAGCUCCAGGCCGUUAUGGAGGACGAGAACCACGUCAAUCAGUAUGAUGAUGGAACUCUGUUCUGA